CACGGUGUGUAUUGAAGGGUGAACUUCUCCAAAGACAAACGACAUUAGCUAUAGAGCUUGUCACUAGAUAUAUCUCUCUGAUUAUUACAAUUAUUAUAAUCAUGAGCAAUUCUUUAAUGCACUGGCUUUUACUACCAACACGGCUGAGCUUAUGGAUCCUCUCUUUGGUCUAUUACAUUGUGGUGUAUGGCACAGCUGGAAUUACAGCUUGUUUGGUUUUGAUCCGGAUCGCCUGGACUGGAUUUAAGGAUCCAUAUGGAACUUUUCAAUGGACCGUCCGAAAGAAACCCCCAGCCUGUCUUCAAGACCCUGAGCUUGGUGACCAUGCAUUUCUGAAGGGCAGGAGCUCAGGUUUGAGGUUUCAUUAUGUGACAAAAGGAGACCACAAAAAGCCACUAAUGCUGUUCCUUCAUGGAUUCCCAGAGAACUGGUACUCGUGGCGUCAUCAGCUCCUGGAGUUCAGCGGUGAUUUCCACACGGUGGCGCUCGACCUCCGCGGCUGCGGGGCUUCAGACGCACCUGUCCGGCUGGAGGAGUAUUUACUGGAGACGCUCCUGUACGACAUCAGAGACACCGUCGUCCAGCUGGGCCACACCAGCUGUAUUUUGGUGGGUCAUGACUGGGGUGGGAUGCUGGCGUGGCAUUUUGCCCUGGAGCGGCCGGACAUAGUGCAGCUCCUCAUAGUGAUGAACGCCCCUCAUCCUGCGUCAUGGCUGGAUGCAGUUUUGAGAAGACCAUCUCAGCUGCUGCGAUCAGGACAUGCCUGUUUUUUUCAGCUACCACUGCUGCCCGAAUUUGUUUUGUCUCUUGAGGAUUUUAAGUUGGUUCGAAGUCUAUUUUGUGGCAAGAAUGUGGGCAUCAGGAACAGAUCCAGAAGACUGACGGAGAGCCAGCUGGAGGGUUACCUGUAUCCGCUGUCCCAGCCUGGAGGUCUCACAGCCCCACUCAACUACUUCCGCUCUCUCUUGAGUAACACUCUGUACAAGCACCAGGACGUCUCUGUGCCCUGCAUGUUAAUUUGGGGAGAAGCAGACAACAUCCUGGUAGAGGGCAUGUCUGGAGGGACACGGCCUUAUGUGAGAGGUCCGGUCACCAUUCACACUAUUCCCGAAUGCAGCCACUGGGUUCAACAGGAUCAGCCUGAGAUAGUCAACAAACUUAUAUGGGACUUUGUUCUGGAUAAAGACAUCAUAAAACACAAUAGCUAAUCUCUUUCAUUUCAUCUGGAGCAAUGAAGAGUUAUUGGCUCUAACAAAGGUUUCUAUGCAGCUUUUCAUUGGUGUGAAUAAAGACUUGCCUUUCGUCAGGGGCCAAGCUCAGUUAGUCGUCUUCAAUUUCAGCUCUUCAAGUCUCUGGCAGGGCAUAGAACAGCAAUUUAGGAUUGUCCAAGUCAAUCUCUCCAGAACUGUUCAUCGGUUGCACUCACGUUUGUCCUUCUAGAAACAUCUUUUUUCCCUCUGAUUUCGUUGCUUGAAUGUCCAAAUGUCCUAUGAUGAUGAAAAUGAUACAUAUUGACGAAACUAAUGCAGUGCAUCAAAGUGGAGGAUAUAUCUGUAGAAUGAUUUUUGUAGUGUAUUCAGAUCAGGUUUGGUGUGUUAUGACGUCCAUAAGCAAAAGUUAACUGCACAUUGUUGGCACAGCACCAACUAGUGGUGACCAUAUGACAAAAUAAAAUUGGGUGUACAAUUCA
Danio aesculapii is the source of this 1690-nucleotide messenger RNA. RefSeq names its product epoxide hydrolase 4-like. The transcript has 7 exons. The record is from RefSeq and is a predicted model, not a curated record. Lineage: Eukaryota; Metazoa; Chordata; Actinopteri; Cypriniformes; Danionidae. Gene Ontology annotation, molecular function: hydrolase activity. The coding region runs from base 102 to 1208 and encodes 368 amino acids.